GAAAAACAAUAACCAAACUUACUGAAAAGCUUUACUCUCCAAGUUUCACGCUAGUGGUGCAACAAUAAUGGAGCCUAAAAUAUAUUGCGGGGCGUCCAGCCAUCAUGUGCAUUGCGAAAAUUACAAUUUCGAACCCGGAAAAGCCCUAAAAUUGUUCGGUAACGAAAACCCUGAUGAACGAACGACUUGGGUGGAUCUGAGAAAUUGCACGGGAACCCUUGAUAGCACAUCUUUAUCUCUUCUCCCAGCAUUGGAUUACUUGAAUAUUACAGACAGCUCCGUUGAACUGUCCCCUAAGGUUUUUUCUUCAAUGCCAAAAUUGAGGGCUCUAACAAUAGGGAAUAACUCAAAAACGACCAUUCGUAAAGAGUUUUUCGAAGAGUGUGCUGUGCAAAAUUUGACAAUCGAAGAUUCGCAGAUUCCGACAGGUGAUUGUUUCGCUCACCUAAAGAGCCUGGAUAAUCUGACACUGAAGAAUUGUACUCUGGAAAAAUUCAACGACGAAACGGUUUCGAAUUUGCACUUGUUGAAAUAUCUGUAUAUCGAUAAGUGCCAGAUAGGCUCGUUGGGGGAUUUCCACGAACACGUUCCACAGCUCGAGUACCUAUACAUUUCGGAAAAUAAAAUGCAACAAUUCGAUUACGAGGGUAUCGCCAAGCUGGAGAAGUUAAACACACUCGGCAUGUACGCCAAUGAAGUCGGAACUGAUAUAAAUUACGAGGUGUUCCAGAAAUUGCCUAAAUUAGAAACCAUUUCUUUCGAUACUGCUGUAUAUAAAAACCUGAAAUUCACCGAAUACCCAUCUUUGAAAACCGUACACAUUAACACGCCUACUGAUGUUCUAAAUGAUGAAGAACAAAAAGUGAUGGAUGAACUUGAGAAACUUAAUAUAAACUUCGAAUAUCAUUAUUAUGGCCCUCUUAAUAUUGAUUACAGUAAAGUAUUGAUUUGUGCUUAAUGUUUAUAAAUUCAAGUAUUAUAUUUAUCAAUCAUAGCUUCUACAUAAUAUAUAAUAAGCAAAGUUUAUUUAGUAUUAACGAUUAUGGUAAUUAAUAAAUGAUUCUUCAAAUUAAAGUGAA
Messenger RNA from Phyllotreta striolata, 1079 nucleotides. Lineage: Eukaryota; Metazoa; Arthropoda; Insecta; Coleoptera; Chrysomelidae. The record is from the annotation of a GenBank genome assembly.